AUGGUACAACUGGAUGCCACUGAUGAAAUAUUGAAGCAAUUUUACACAUAUUCAUGUUUUAAACUGGAUCUUUUUUCAGGAAACCGUUCACUAGACACAUUGUUGGCUCUUUUGCAAACCGAGGGAGCCAAGAUCGAAGAAGAAACAGAGAACAUGGCCGAUUCAUUCUUGGAUGGAUCCUUGCCUCUGGACAGCUUCAUUGAUGAUUACCAGAGCAAGAGGAAGCUGGCACAUCUGAGGCGUGUGAAGAUCGAUAAGCUCCAGGAGAUGGUGCUGAAGGGUGUUCAUCUUCCUCAGAGUUCCUCUAAUGAGCCCUCACAACCUCAGGAGACCCAUAACUCCACCGCACCUUUCCAAAGGCUAGCUAAUGGUUCUCCAGCUCAUGUAAGACCUGCACCGACAUCUCAACCAUCAGCCAUGCCUUACAACCCUCAGAGCAUCGGUGCUCCUCUGCCAAACACGGUGCCAUCAUAUUCAUGUCCAUACCCACAAGCACUCCCUCAAGGACCCAUAGCUGGUCUUCCCCCGCGGGCAGGUUUUAUAAUGCAAUGAUGUUCUUCUGCCUGAGCCUUUCCACUAGAACGUGAAAUGCCAUUUUCCUCUCUUUUUCUUUAGAUGCACUUUGAUCGCAAACAGGUUUGGAUUUCUGCAGGUCCACACAGAAUCUGUGUCCACAGAAUUCAGAAGUUCAGCAGAUUUCUGCUCACUCUUGUAUGUAUUAAAUAUUGGGAUUAAUUUUUUUCUCACAUAAUCAACACAGAAAGUGCAGAAAGAUCUAAAGAUUUCUUGUGGACCUGCCUGUUGAUUAUCAAAGAAUUGAUUUCAGUUUGUUUGCAUAACAUAAAAUGCU
Molecule: messenger RNA, 850 nt
Organism: Sinocyclocheilus grahami
Lineage: Eukaryota; Metazoa; Chordata; Actinopteri; Cypriniformes; Cyprinidae
Product: vacuolar protein sorting-associated protein 37B-like
Exons: 3
Coding region: 1-552 (183 amino acids)
Biological process (GO): protein targeting to membrane; protein targeting to vacuole; ubiquitin-dependent protein catabolic process via the multivesicular body sorting pathway
Cellular component (GO): ESCRT I complex
Source: RefSeq, a predicted model, not a curated record